This is a messenger RNA of Poeciliopsis prolifica (blackstripe livebearer), 8987 nucleotides long. It is a transcript of the gene mllt1a, whose product is annotated as MLLT1 super elongation complex subunit a. The transcript is spliced from 12 exons. Gene Ontology annotation, biological process: regulation of DNA-templated transcription. Lineage: Eukaryota; Metazoa; Chordata; Actinopteri; Cyprinodontiformes; Poeciliidae. Bases 101 to 1861 code for a protein of 586 amino acids. Gene Ontology annotation, cellular component: super elongation complex. The record is from RefSeq and is a predicted model, not a curated record.
CUGGGGCUGGAUUGACACACAAUGAGGAGCAGAGAGGCCGGGGAGACGCUCCACAAACGCCGCUGUAAAUAAUUACAACAAUCACAGAGGCCGGAGAAACAUGGAGAACCAGUGCACGGUGCAGGUGAAGCUGGAGUUGGGCCACAGAGCUCAGCUGAAGAAGAAAGUGACCUCUGAAGGCUUCACCCACGACUGGAUGGUUUUCGUCAGAGGCCCAGAGACUGGCGACAUCCAGCACUUUGUAGAGAGGGUCGUCUUCCGCCUGCAUGACAGCUUCCCCAAACCCAAGAGAGUAUGUAAGGAGCCUCCAUACAAAGUGGAGGAAUCGGGUUACGCAGGCUUCAUCAUGCCUAUUGAGGUUUACUUCAAGAACAAGGAGGAGCCAAAAAAAGUCAUCUUCAACUAUGACCUGUUUCUUAACUUGGAGGGAAACCCUCCUGUUAACCACCUGCGCUGUGAGAAACUCACCUUCAACAACCCCACCAAAGAAUUCAGGAAAAAGCUCAUCAAGGCAGGAGGGAUACUGGUGGUCCCUGAGGGGGCUGAAGCUAUGUCGAGGCCCAGUCCGGACUACCCAAUGCUUCCCACCAUCCCCCUCUCAGCCUUCUCAGACCCCAAAAAGACAAAGACCUCUCAUGUAUCAAAGGAACCAAGCAAAGAAGGAAGUGGUGGCAGCAGCAAAGGACCCAAACCACACAAACUGACCAAGGAGCACCGUGAACGAUCGCGGAAAGACUCUGAGAGCAAAGGGUCGUCCAAAGGCGACGAUCGAGAUGGAAGCAGCAAAAGUGGUCGCGACCCUUCCUCGUCCUCCUCUUCGAAAAAGCCGUCAGAGAUCAAAGUGAAGGACGAAGUGAAAGUCCAGCCUAAAGCGGCCUUCAAGGAGCCAAAGCUCACCCUGAAGGAGUCGAAGAUGGACGGCAUGUCCCCUAAAGGAGGGGGGGCAGGAAGUGGCGGGGGAGGCGGAGGAGGAGCGGUGGAGGUCAAAGCUCCGGGGAAACGCCCUUCCACCGUGGAGUCCCCCAAACCCAGCGUGAAGAAGCAGAAGAAGGGCAGCUCCGACGGGCUGAAGGGACCGACGGGCGGCUUGUUCACCGGGACGUCGCCGCGCGUCUCGUCGUCCUCGGCCGUCACCCAGUCCUAUGGCGAGAAGAAGCCUUCCAAGGAGAAAGGCCGCUGGCCGCCCAAAAACAAAAAUGAUGCCCAGGAGUUGAAGGAGCUCAAGAAACUUCCAGAGUCGGAGGAGUCCAAUUCAGAGGACGAAGCGUCGUCGAAGUCAGAGCAAUCAGCUGCUUCGAGUCCUUCCAACUCUACUUCCAGUUCUGACUCCAGUUCAGAUUCGGACUUUGAGCCUGGACAAAAACCAGGACAAGGCCCGCUCAGAUCCAUGGUGGAAGAGAUCCAGUCAGAAGAGUCGGAUGAUGACGACAGCAGCUCAGAAGAAGAGACGCCUGUCAAAACAAACCCCCCCAACCGCGACUCUCGACUCAGCCUGGACAGUGAGAGUGACAGCAGCGACGAAUCGCACCGCCCCAGUCGAGACCCCGCCCCACCCCCACAGAAACACGGCUCGUCCAACAACAAAGUUGUCCGAAAAAGUCCAGAUUCCUCUUUUCGCUCGGAGAAGGUGAUGAAGAAGGGAUACGACAAGGUAGGAAGGGCCUACACAGAGGAGCUGGUGGACCUCCACCGCAGACUGAUGGCAUUAAGGGAGCGAAACGUCCUGCAGCAGAUUGUCAACCUGAUCGAGGAGACCGGCCACUUUAACGUGACAAACACCACCUUUGACUUUGACCUCUUUUCAUUGGACGAGUCCACCGUCCGCAAACUACAGAGCUACCUGGAGGCGACGGCCACGUGACAGGAAGCGGCGGGGGCCGGCGUGUGGAUGUCAGCGGCAGAGGUAGCCUCGCCAUCAUGCCUGCUCUUUGCGGAAGAGACGAGCAGAAACGUCUGCCGCGGCCUUUUCACAAGCCUGACUGAAGCAUCGAACAACCACACCAUGAAACAGAAACACACAAACAGUCGCAAGCACACAACACCACCUUCACGUGACGCUGGGGAGGAAACAGGAGGAGGAGGAGGAGGUGGUGUGUGAGGAAACGCUGGAGCAUCUGACCUCCGUCUGGUCAGGGUUUUCACUACACACUCUUCGAAUCUGUGCUGAGCUGAGGAAUUCGCCCAACAAACCCCCACCCCGUCCCUCCCUCCUGCACUUAAACCGCUCCCGCCUUUGCAAACCUAAUACUUCCCCUCCUCCUCCUCUUCCUCCUCUCCUCCCCCACAUGCACACUCCUGUCUGAGCAGAACACUCCGGCCCCUGCGUUGUCAGCUGGAGCUCAUUUUUCUUCCAACACACUCCUGAGUUGCGUGUGAACGCCGUCCAUGAGUCUGCGCGCGACUCGUUCUGCUGAGGUUUAAGAGGACAUGUUGUCUUUGUGGUCACCGACUUCUUUGUUUAUGAAACUUGAGCACAAACAGCCGGUUGCAUUUCUACCACCAGUCACUCGCCAACAAGCACACUUUGCCCUGCUAACCCCCCUGUUUGGCAUUAUUAGUUUAUAAGCACUGAAAAUGCUUUUAACACACUUUAGUUUUCUUGUAAACGACAGAAAAAGCUUCCCGACAUUUUUUAUUUUAUUUUUAAAAGUAAAAACAUUGAUUUUCUGUUAUUUUCUUUCAUCUGUAAAGUGUUUGUUAGAGGUAAUUGAUGGUUGUCUUCCAGAACUUUUUUUAAUCACUACAGAAAAGAUUAAUAGUUGCCUCAAUGUUGUUGCUUCAUUAUAAUUGGAUACAAAUUACACUGAAAGUAGCACACUUUUGUUUUUAAUUUAAAAAAUGUUAACUUUUGUCAUUAAAUUGCAAAAUUAAGGUUACUUUCAGUUAAGAUUAAGAAAAGAGAGGCUUUCCGGUUAAGAUUGAAUUUAAGUUGAAUGACAAAGCAACAAAGAAUAAUUAUAUAUUUUGAGUUUAUAUUGAAUAUAUUUGCAUUUUAGUUACAAUCAGACUUGCAUUCAAGCUUUCAAGUGCUCUAUCCUUUUGUUGGAUAGCCUGAGACGUUUUCCACUGGGUACUGAAACAUUUUUUUCAAGAAAAAUGUUACAAGCUUAAAUUACAUAUUUAUUAUUUAUGUAAAAAAAAAGGCACCUGAACUGAAGGGAUGAACAUGUUUAAAAUCAGCAAGGUUUUCUGAUUGGCAGCUCAAGCCAUGAAACAUCUGAAUUUAUUUACUAUUAAAUUACAUCAGAGUUUACAACAGCCACUUUUCAUGAAUUGCAUAAAAAUCAGGGAAAAUGCUUUGAUGCCUAAAUGUUAAUCUUUUUUAAUCCCUUUUAUCUGUUGAAUUAAAACAGAAACAUCUUUAUUCUUCUCUCUCUGUGAAGUCCGUAAAAACUGUAAGCAUCCUCUCACAGAAAAUUAGAGUCAACCGGCAAAAUGCUAGCAUCUUUACCAAACAAGCAACUUGGCUAAAAGAUUCAUUCUUACGGUACGAAAUAGAUCAGAAUAGGAUGAUUUUUCUUUCUGUGAUCAAAAGCUAAAAUGUUUUGCCUUUAAAACUAAGGAAAAAAUAAAACGGUGAUCGUUCAAGUUUGGGAGAAAACUUGCUAAAAACCAAUUUAAGAGUAAAAGUUUUGCACAGUGCUCUGUGUCAUUAUUGCCUUUUUUUUGUUUUCAGUGCUUGUAAACACAGUAAGGAGGGGUUGUGGUGAAGUGAUGCAUAUUUUCUCCUGUGUGUGUCCCGCUCCGGUUUUCAGCUGUCUGUACGUUCGAAAACACGUGUUCUGUUGGCUUCCUGUGCUUUCCCACUGAAAGCUGAGCCUUGACCUCCAGCAGACCCCUUAACGCCCCCCUCCACCCACUGCUGCAUCCCCUCUGCUCUGCGUGAAUGAAAGGGCUCCAAAGCUCCUGGCCACAGCAGUGGAGGAUCGCUCCUGAAUUUGCCUUCUAGGUGGGGUGGAAAAAAGAAACAAACACAGUAGCCAUACUUCCCAAAAAACAAAGGGGAGAAAAAGGGGGGGGAGGGGCACGCUUUUUUACAUUUUAUUUUUCUACAAGUGCAUUUUGUGUAUUUAUUCCCAAGACAACCUGUGGGCUCUGAAUGUAUAUUGCUUUUACUUUUUUACGGCUUGCAACAGCCCCACUCCAGUGCCUUUUCCUGCAGCGCGCAGCACUAAGCGGGGAGUGUGCGCUCUGCUAGCGUCGCUCACACAGAUCGAAGACCCCACCCUCCCCCUCCUACUAUAAGCCCCUCCUGGGGGGAGCAAGUGUUAAUUGGGAUGCCUGAACAUCCAGUAUUGUCUUAAUGGUUCCCAUCCCUGCUGUGGUCCUUUUUUCAUUUUUUGUUAAAUCAAGAAUAUCUCCGUUAGUCCAACAUAAUUGAUAGUUUUUGUGGAUGGUGGUCAUUUUUUUCUGUUCUAAGGUUAGGGUUUGUUUAAAAAAAAAAAAAAAAAAAGGAAAAAAAAACAUCAAAAUACUGUGGUAGUUUCUCACUUUAAUUAGCUCGAGCUUUUUUUGUUCUGCGUUGUGUGUCUUUGUGAGUGUUUGUCGUCGUCGAUGAAAAGGGUCUGACCCUCUUCGGCCGUUUGAUGGUCGUACGGCGUCGCGCUCGAUCGCAGGACGCCAGGCUCUUAAACGGCUACAAUAACGAGCGCGAAGGCAGAUGGAAAAGAAACGCUCCUCUUCCCCCCCGUGGCGUCCAUUAAUGGCGGAAACGUCUCACUGAGGCCUGAGUCGAGACGGCAGCUCGAUUGAUCGGGUGGUCUAGAGAAACUGGCUCACUAAUUACAUCGGUUAGAUCGUCACUGUAAAAGUUUACACUCCUGAAACAUUUUCUCAUGUGAAGUCGACCAAAUUCACUUCAUUCUGUUUGGAUGUCAUACACAUAAGAUGGCGAGGAAAAUAUCUACACGACUUCUUCCGAUUGGGUCGACCCAAGGUUUAAAAAUGAUUCUUUUUUUAUAUCAGAUUUGAGUUUAAUCAGUUUUUCUUUUCUAAAAAUAAAAUUAGAGGGUAAAUAUUUUCAAAAAGUGGCCAAAGCUACAAUAAAUUUAGCUUAAUUCAUAAUUUGAACAGAAUAAAAAAAGCAGUUUUACCAGAAUAUCUUAAUUAUGAUUUUCGAGAGGAAAAAAGGUGAUGUUACAUGAACUGCUCAAAGAUUAGUUUUGAAGCAUUUUUUAGUUCAGUUUUGGUUUAUAGAUGCUUGUAAUUCAGUGUAGGAAUGGUUUUGGUUUUGUACUUAAAAGCCUGAGUGCUCAUUUAAUACAUUACUGUAAACGGCUAUAAAAGCAAACUUUAGAGGGUUUUCCUCUCUUGAAUCUGUACGUUAUUUUUUUAAUUUAACCUGUUUGUUUAGCAGAUUAUUUUCCCUCAGAUAAGUUGUUUGUUACAGUUUCUCCUCCAUCAGUUUCAGUGAGACCAGAGAUCAUUGUCUUGAUCCAGGCCCUCGGUGUGUUUGGAACACACACGCGCACACAGUCACACACACACACACACACACACACCGGCCCACUGUGGGACAGUAGAUGAGUGGGAGGUCGUCUCCCUCGUCUGCCCACUGUGUUUUUAUUCUGACGCUUCGAUAGCUUUAAUUCUUCCUCUCUCUUCGUUUCUCUUCCCUGCCUGACUCCAUUUUUAAAAUCAGAAUAAAAACAAACCGAUCCGCGCGGCCUUACUCACCCUGCCAGUUGCCUCCUUCCUCUCUCUUCCUCUUUCUCUCUCCCCUGCUCGCCCGCCCGCCCGCCCCUCCCUCUCUCACCCGCCGCACCUCCAUUUCCUCGAGGUGCGCCUCCCUCCGUCAACUGAACUCCCGGCCACGAUCGCUGAGAACGAACUCUGAAGCUGACUUAGAAAAGAAUCGAUGAACAACUUUCCUCUUUUUCUGUGCACCAACUUGAGAACUUCUAGGUCCUAGUUCAUGAACUCUGACCCCUGACCAGGCACUCAUUCAGGGGGGUCACGAUGGGAAACUCUUUCCCCCCAGUUUUAUUUAUGGACCUCUGCACUUUUGGCUGUGAUGACUUCAGUACUUAAGUAGUUACCGAAACUGUAUUUUUAAGGAUUUUAUACAAUAUUUACAUGCAAUACAAUAUAAAUUGAUUCGUUUUUCCUUUGCCAAUCUUGUUGUUUUUAUUUAAUUUUGUUUAUUUUGGCAUAUGAUGUCAUUAUUUACAAACAGACAUGGCCGUCGAGUCCAUUUCAGGCACGUUGUUAUCCCGAUGUGAUUUUUGUGUUUUAAUGAAUCUGAACACCAAGAAGCAAGAGGAAAAAUAGGCUCGCCUGUUUUUGUUUAUUUUUUUAUUUCUAAUACCAUCUGCGCCUGGAUGAGAUUCUUAAAUGAUGAAAAUACACUGGUUUUACGGUAUAAAAGCAGAAAUCUGAACAGAUGUUGAAAUUGCUUUCAUUUCAAACAAUAAAAGCAAAAAUAAUUGCAGCUGCUACUAAAAUAUUUUCUAACAUUUUGAGCGAUGCACUGCUUGGCCGGUCAGAUAUCGGAAUCUGGUAAUUUUCUAUCGAUCGGUUUUGAUCAGUGAGUCAAAUAUUUUUUGAAAAAUCAAUCUUUAGUUUCCUUUUAUCUGUAAAACUAAGAGCUGCCAUUAUUUUUCUAUAGUUUCACUAACAAACCGCUUUGAUCUUGGUGCAAGUUAAUCUGAUAAUUUAGGGACUUGUGCUUUCAUUUAGAAAUGGGGACAUUCUCCUAAUUUUUUCUGUUGGAUUUAGCACUAUUACCUCAGUCAAUAAACCUUUACUUUUAUUUGUUUUUUUGGUCAAAAUUUUCCUUGACAAAUCAGAAUUGGAGAAAUCAGAGAAUCUCUAGCAAAAGCCUGAUCGGUGCGUUGGAUUGUAAUACGUAGACUUAAUCCUAAUUUAGUAGUGGUUGUGAUUUUUGCGCAGAAUAUUCUAACUUUUUGACAUUAUUUAGAUAAACACAGUUAGAAUAAAGUCGUGGUAGUUGUGUAUUUAGGUUGACUAGCUGUAAAUUAAAACAGUAUUGAUGCAUCGAUCAGGAUUUACCGAUUUCUGUCUUUGUUUCUGGUUAAAGUCACGCUGCGCCAGACUUUCAAUGACUUCAGAUUCCUACAAAACUAAAAAGGAAAAAGAUCAAAUGUGAAAGUAAACAUGUCCUAAUUUAAAUUUAAAAUAGGGCUGGACGAUGUGACUUAAAAAUAUCACUUUUUUUAAAUCAAAAUUAAAUUUCUAAUUUUAAUCUUUUUUUCUUUCUUUCUUCCUGUUAAACAAUAUAUACAAAUGACCGAAAUUGAUGCUUGUAUUUUAAUUAUUUAUUCUGUGAAUUGACCUCAAAGUAAAAAUAGAUGUUCGGUGUGCUGAACUAAAGGAAACCCCCCAAAAAUCUACAUUUUCCAAAAGUUAUUCAAAACAGAAAACUUGAUUAAUUUGUAAAAUGAAUUUAUCAAAGCAGCAAAAAUAAAAAAAUGUUUUUAAAAGCUUUAGAAAUGGAUUAAAAUCCUUAUUGGCAUUUCAAAGCUUUACUUAAAAAAACAAAAACAUUAAGAUUGAGAAAUGUUGAGUCCAAUGGAAAACAUUCUUAAAUGAUGAUCUCUUAAUUUUGAAUUAUUUAAAAGGGAGUAAAAGUUUAAAAAUUAAGUUUUCCACGUUUGACCCACUGAUGGAGCCGAUCGAGGGAAAAUCUGCUGCCAGACUGUUUGGAAAGUUUCUACAUCAUGAACGUCGGCAAGCUGGAAAACUUAAGAAAGCUAAAUUAGAAGGUAGGAGUUUCAGCCAGCUGUCCUGCAGUCUGCAGCAAUAAGUAGGGGCGGGAUGGCUUCAGAUUUCAGAUUAAUCCCAGAUUGGAAAAAGAAAUUCUCUGAAAAACAAAUAUUUUCAAAAAAGUUUAUAAUUUUACUAAAUUAUGAGAAUAAAGAGACAAUUUUGACAGAACGUCUUAUAAUUGAUAGAAAAAGGUCAUUUUAAUGAGAAAAAUGUUUUAGAUUAACACGACCAACUCAAUCCGAUCACUUAUUUUUCUUCUAGAUUCACUCCUGUCACUGAUAAUUUGAUGCUGAAGUGUUAAAAUAUGAAUUAUUUUCUUUAAACCAAAAACAAAUUUUUGGUGUAGUUCUCCAUUAAUUACUUGUUAAUUCUUCUAAUAUUACGACUUUAUUCUCAUAAUUAAAGCAAAACGUAGACCGUCCCUAAAAUUCAAAGUCCAACGAAGUGGAAGCUGUAAAACAUGAAGGACUUUGAUCUGUGGAAACUCAAGGAUUAGUUUGGUGGGAAAAAGACAGACUUGAUCUUUAAAAUCCAGGCUUAGGCAUGACUGCUAAAAUAUAAUCUGUGCUUUUUGCUGCUGGAAAUGGAACAUCCAAACAGAAAAAUCUGCCUUUGAUGGCCUGGAAUUUUUUUUUUUUUUAUGUUUUAAAGCUGUAAGUUUUUAAAAUCUUGAUCCCAGUCAGCGACACAUUCCCAGUACAAAUAACACUUUCAUUCCUGGACUUGAUUGAGAAAACCUGACUUCCUGCAUCAUAUCUAGUUUUCAGUUCCAAACACGGACGUCCGUUCUUUAUUGUUAAUGUUUUUAUGGAACAAAUCCAUCCCAGAUGAGCUGGAAAGUGAAGGCAGCUGCUGCCUCUGCUCAGAUUCAGUGCAUUUUGUGCCUUGAUAACUUUUAAAACAACCAGGAAAUAUUUCAGUUCCGCUCCUCCUCCAGUGAGCUGAGGCUCAUGGGUAAUGUAGUGAAGUGGGACUGAUGAAAGAAAGCAGUGGGAAAGCCUUUGCGCUGUAACUGAGGCAGCUCGGACUAUAUUAUGUGUGUGUUGUGCCGCUGCAGCGGAGGGUUAUCUGCUGUGUGGAGGGGAGAUGCGGGGCGGGAGGGCGCCAUGUGCGGACCGGCUGUUUCCUGUGUCGUUUGUGUCAUAAUGUGUCUGUGACUGAGGGGACAGGGUUGCUUGUAUUUAUAAGGGUUUGAUUUGUUUUCUAACUGGGGGUUGAAAAAAAAAAAAAAGAACGUUCCGCGUUUGUGUUCAAAGCGA